Messenger RNA from Filobasidium floriforme, 2505 nucleotides. Its product is annotated as organic solute transporter Ostalpha-domain-containing protein. Gene Ontology annotation, biological process: transport. The coding region runs from base 113 to 2458 and encodes 781 amino acids. Lineage: Eukaryota; Fungi; Basidiomycota; Tremellomycetes; Filobasidiales; Filobasidiaceae. The transcript has 12 exons. The record is from RefSeq and is a predicted model, not a curated record. Gene Ontology annotation, molecular function: transporter activity.
CGUCCUCACCUCUCCCGCACAGCGUCAUCCUCGAUUUCAUACACCUUCUUACGGCUAGCUUCUCGACUCUACAGUCUAGAUAUCGUCAAAGCCGGGGACGUACAUCGACACGAUGUCGUUACCCUCAUUCCCCAAGGACCCGACACCGUCCGCCCCGCAUCGCUCGCACAAGUCUGGGUCGUACGAGUCAUCCUCUUCGGCACAAUCAGGAGGCGGUGCAGGUAAUCUUUUGCCCAAGUCUCUGUUGAUCGUCUGUGGAGUCUGUUCUGGAAUCGCUACCGUCGUCUCGAUAUGGUCGGUCUAUCUACAGCUCAAGAGCUAUCGGAGGCCAUUACUCCAGCGAUCAGUAGUCAGGAUUAUGCUCAUGGUACCGCUAUAUGCCAUCGCCUCCCUUAUCGCUCUGUUCUCGCUCGACGCUGCCUUCUUCAUCGAUACCGUUAGGGAUCUGUACGAGGCCUUUGUCAUCUACUGCUUCUUCCAACUCCUCGUCUCCUAUCUCGGAGGAGAGCGAUCCCUUUUGAUCCUGCUGCAUGGAAGACAACCGAUCCCGCACCCAUUCCCUUUCAAUAUCUUUCUGAAGCCGAUGGACAUUAGUGAUCCUUGGGUACUAUUGAACCUGAAACGAGGCAUCUUGCAAUACGUACAGGUCAAACCUAUCCUCGUAUUGGCGACCGUCAUCCUCAAGGCUACCGGCACUUAUCGGGAAGGAGACUUUUCGUUCGACUCUGGGUAUACUUACAUCAGUGUAGUCUACAACGGAAGUAUCUGCCUGAGUCUAUACUGUCUGGCCAUGUUCUGGGUUUGCGUCAGCAAGGAUCUCAAGCCGUUUAGGCCUGUUCCCAAGUUUCUGUGUGUCAAGGGAAUCCUCUUCUUCUCCUUUUGGCAAGGUCUCGCCGUAUCGCUCCUUGUCGCCAUUCGCGCGAUUAAGCGAUUGGGAGCUUAUACCGACAAGGAGCACAUGUCAUUGGCGCUGACAGACUCGCUCGUCUGCCUCGAGAUGCCCUUCUUUGCGAUCGCGCAUCAAUAUGCUUUUCAAGCGAGCGACUAUAUCGACGAGAAUCUGAUGCAUUGCGCGCGAAUGCCGUUCUUCUAUGCAUUACGGGACGCUUUCGGAACCCGCGACGUUUGGGAAGACUCGAAAGCCACGCUCAAAGGUCGAGGGGUCUCUUAUCAGGCUUAUGAGCCUGCCGAAGGUGUCCUACAUGUCGGGGACGGCAGGAUGCGACGUAUUCGAGCGGGACUCCGGUAUAGCAAGGGCGGUACCCAAAAAUACUGGAUUCAGCAACCGGGCGACGAAGGCAGGGUCCGUGAAGGUGGACCUGUCAACACCAUGCGUCGUAACCUCCAGAGCAGACUGGCCGAGCGCGAGGCGUAUGCCCCUUUACUUCCGAAGCAGACGGCUAGGAUCUUGCAUCAUUCCGAGGCCAGGCCGUACGACAGCGAUACCGACUCGUCCGAUGCACCCAGCCUCGAUUUCGAAGGCGCCGGACCUGACGACGAGUGGGAGGAAUCGAUGUACUCUCGAGCAAAGAAGAUCGAGUAUAUCGGGUAUCCCAACGUUGAUGUCAGCCAGGAAAAGGCUAGGCAGAAGCUGUGGGAGGAGGAAGAUGGCGUGCUUGCUGGGAAGUGGAUGCGAAAGGCGCACGAUGCCGGCGAGCGACUUCUAGGGCACGAACAGAACGAUGACGAGGGCGAUAGCGACGAAGGCGGUUCCUCCAGCCGACCCCAUACGAAGGCUGGAGGUAAAGCAAAGCGGGACAAGAAGAAGCGUGGUGUAUAUGGAAAAUGGGCCAACGGAGCCGCUCUCGAUCGAGCAGGAUCAUCGUCAUCUGUCACCUCGUCUGUUCGUCAAAACCAGAAAGUCAGCGACAACAACAAGCGGUCCCCGACAAAGCUGUCCGAUGUCAGGAUCGAUGGUGCGGAAGACGCAAACGACGAGUGGCUUUACGACGGCGACACCGAGAGGCCUUCUGCGUGGAAGCCUGAACAAGACGACGGCAAUCAUUUGCGUGUGACCCGAAGGGGCGAUCGUAAAGGAGACCAAAGCCCAAGCCCACGCCACCACCUCACCGCACCGAGAUCGCCGUUCGAGCUCGGCGAGGCAGAUGACGCCUCGGACCCUGAGGAGGAUAAGCCGGUUAAGGCGUCGGACCGACCUCUGCCGUCGGAUGCGAUCGAUCUUAUCGUAGACGACCAGGACGCAGUGAUGGAAGCGAUGGAACACGAACGUCAGAAGGGAGAGCCGAAUGCUCACGUGAUAAGACACGUAUACGUCCCGGGGGAGCAAAGUUCGGACAGCGAGGACGAGGGCUUCAAUCUGGGGAAGUCGCCCGAAGCUCACAAACAAGAUAACCUACAGGCUCAGAGGCAGAUCGAGGAGGAUGAUAUCGUACGCGAGGUGAAAGCACCGAAAGUACUCGCUGCCCUGCAAGAUAUCGACGAUAAUCCAUGGAUGUAAUGAAACCACUUAGCUGACUAGAGAUACUCAUUUUUGUAACGCAAUAA